AGUGGCUGGGAAUGGCAUGCCUGGUACAGCGGCUGUGCGAAGAAUGGAGUGCGAGAGCGGGGGCUGCCUGAUGCUGGGGCAGCGAUCGGACGCCCGAGAGAGAGAAAGAGACCAAGAACCGUGUUUUAUCUCUUUUGGCUCGAUAUCUACUGCUCUCGCCGCCGUGUUCGUCGCUUCCCCUGCACUCUCAACAUAUCGUCUUCCGAGUCCUCGCCCAUCAUGGUGCUGCACCUCCUUCACUCUCUCCCCACCACUCAAGUGAACUCAGUCCAUGCGCGAUGAUCAGGAAACCUCAAAUCGAUUUAUGUACCGUUGCCUAGGAGGAUCAGGUCUAUUUCCCAAGUCGCAAGUUGCACGUCUUUGGCUCUGGACUCGAGGAGUGCCAGUCAA
Messenger RNA from Laetiporus sulphureus 93-53, 390 nucleotides. RefSeq lists its product as uncharacterized. The record is from RefSeq and is a predicted model, not a curated record. NCBI's taxonomy places the organism in Eukaryota, Fungi, Basidiomycota, Agaricomycetes, Polyporales, Laetiporaceae. The transcript has a single exon. The coding region runs from base 17 to 262 and encodes 81 amino acids.